AUGUCAGGUCCCGCUCCAUUGCACGUUUACGGUCUGCUUGCAACACAGCCUGUACCCUUGCCACCUUCAAUUUCGGGAGCAGCCCCUGAUUUGCCGGGGGAAGCUCCUGUUCCUGCUGGGGCGGCUCCUGCGUCUGCGGGAGUUGCGCCGGCGGUUUCGAGUCCAGGGAGAGCCGCAGCGAAAUCUAGCGCCAAGGCCCCUUCUCCUGUUUCUGCGGGAGGAGGUGGUCUUCCAGCUUCGUCUGGUAGCUUGGCAAGGGCUAGCGCACCUUUUGAGGACGAUCGCCCGCCACUGCCUCGGCGUUUUCCUGUGACCCGAGAGGCGCCCAAUCCCCCAGCUCCUGUGCCUCCAAGAGCAGAGGGUCAAAGGCUAGAGUUGCGUCGCGCAGAGCAGGACUGCUACGGAAGCGGCCAGCACGGGCUCCUCUUGACGGUGCGGGAAGCCCGUGUGCCUCCCCUGUUCCUGAGCCUGAGCUGUUCGCGCCAGUUGCGGAGAGCAGGCGUGACCACCGAUCAGCAAGUGAUGGACCAAGAGUUGUUCUACACCCGCGAGGUUGGAGAGAUAGACGAGAAGAUCACAUGGAUCACCAAUCUCAAAGAUCAUGGUUCCACGGGGGGUCUUUCAGGGAUCAACCAACUGGCCCGGGAGUUAGGUUAUGGGGGAGGACAAGGAGUAGGUCCAAGGGAGAGGACGCCAGGAGGGGCCGAUCCAGCCAGUCCAGCCAGUCCAACAAAGCCGUCGAAAAAGAAAAGGCUUCGCGGGAGGGAAAGAGUGAAAGCUAUGCUCAAAGACAGCCAAUGGUCAUGGAAAAACAGCGCCCUAGAUCCGAGAUUCAAACGGCCAAAAAUUCGGUUGAAGAGGAAAAAAGACAAAUCCAGCUCAUCGAGCACAACCGAGACAGAGAAGAGCAACGAUUCAGAAGAGGAAGAUCUGUUCCCAGAGGAGGAUCAGAUCAAAUACAUACACAGGAAAUGCCCGGGGUUGCUGACACGUCAUGGAAUCAAGCAGGCAAAAUGCAGGGUUCUAGCUCUUCAGGGAGAAGGUGGGGAAGGCAAGAAUCCAGAGCCAGUAUUUGUUCGAUAUCAUCGUCAGAUAUUUGCCCCGCAGAACCCAAGCGCACCCCUGAAACGAGAGCAUCUGACACUGUCGACGGUGUUGGAUUGCAUUCUGCGGGGGGAAAUUUUGAAAGGAUCAGAUAUACUGACCCAACGAUUGAAAUCGUUGGAGCAAAUUGCGCACGGAGCACCAGCACACCUUGCCUUGAAGUUAGAAAUUCUACCACCAGAAUCCACUACUCUCGCGAGCAUCGAAGAGUCGAGAACAGCGGCAACGCAGCACCAUCGCGAACUCAAGGUAGCGGAGGUUUGGAAGGGGAAAGGCAAGCAAGGCUCAUGGGGACCCAGCCCGCCUUUGACCCCCGGCAACACCAAAGGGCUGAAAGGGAACAAAGGUUCAGGCGCAAAGGGAAUUCAAGGGAAAGGAGACAAGGGAGACAGGGGGAGCAAGGGAGAGCAAUCUGGGAGAACAGCUAUAGUGGCCCCGACAUAA
This is a messenger RNA of Cladocopium goreaui, 1548 nucleotides long. The record is from the annotation of a GenBank genome assembly. NCBI's taxonomy places the organism in Eukaryota, Dinophyceae, Suessiales, Symbiodiniaceae.